Polypterus senegalus (gray bichir) is the source of this 2028-nucleotide messenger RNA. RefSeq names its product potassium channel subfamily K member 9-like. Gene Ontology annotation, molecular function: potassium ion leak channel activity. Gene Ontology annotation, biological process: stabilization of membrane potential; potassium ion transmembrane transport. Gene Ontology annotation, cellular component: membrane. Lineage: Eukaryota; Metazoa; Chordata; Cladistia; Polypteriformes; Polypteridae. The transcript is spliced from 2 exons. The record is from RefSeq and is a predicted model, not a curated record. The coding region runs from base 20 to 1222 and encodes 400 amino acids.
UAGUUUCCCUACCGCCAGCAUGAAGAAGCAGAACGUACGGACUCUGUCGCUAAUCCUUUGCAUGUUUUCUUACUUGCUGGUGGGAGCCGCAGUCUUCGAUGCGCUAGAGUCCGAAUCCGAGAGUUCUCGAAAAAGGAUCUUGGAGCUCAAGCGCAACGAAAUGAAGAAGAAGUAUCGCUUCUCAGAAGACGACUAUCGGGAGAUCGAGCGAGUGGUUCUGCAAGCUGAGCCCCACCGCGCCGGCAGGCAGUGGAAAUUCGCGGGCUCGUUUUACUUUGCCAUCACAGUUAUCACUACCAUAGGAUAUGGCCAUGCUGCUCCAGGAACAGAUGCUGGGAAAGUGUUCUGUAUGUUUUAUGCGGUGCUGGGGAUCCCUCUUACUUUGGUAAUGUUCCAGAGCUUGGGUGAAAGGAUGAACACAUUUGUCCGGUACCUGCUAAAGAAAGUCAAAAGCUGUCUAGGUAUGAGGAGGACAGAGGUCUCAAUGGAGAAUAUGGUGUUAGUUGGCUUUCUUUCCUGCAUUGGGACACUCUGCAUUGGGGCUUCUGCUUUCUCUCACUUUGAAGGCUGGACUUUCUUCCAUGCCUACUAUUAUUGCUUCAUUACACUCACAACCAUUGGCUUUGGGGAUUUUGUAGCUCUCCAAAAGAAGGAGGACCUUCAAGAAAAAACACCCUAUGUGGCCUUCAGCUUUAUGUACAUUCUUGUUGGGCUGACGGUGAUCGGAGCAUUUCUUAAUUUGGUGGUCCUUCGUUUUCUGACCAUGAACUCAGAAGAUGAAAGAAGAGAUGCAGAGGAACGUGCCUCAAUAAAAAGAGAGCGAGAUAUGAUUGCAUUGAGCAUGGGGGAAGAUGGCAGGAGCCACAGCACUCUUUUUUUGCCUAUGGAGGAAGGGACGAGCCGAACUAACCUUCUUCCCUUGGUCAAGGAGGAUCAAGAAGACAUGCAGAGACAACAUCCUUUGAAGCCUGAAUCCAGGAUUGGAAAAUUUUGCUCCUGCAUAUGCUACCGUUCUCAGAAUUGUGAUAGUCCCCCUGGAUCACAUCAGGAACAUUUGAGUUGCCAUACUAAUUCAAUUUACUACAAUUCAAUUUCCUACAAGAUUGAUGGUAUUUCAUUAAGCACAAGGGACAAUACAACUUUGUCGUCACCCGGCAGCACACUAUCGCCUGGUCACUACAGUCUUGGGGAGCACCUGAGGACCCGAAGAAAAUCCAUAUAAGCAUUGUAACAGUAUAUGGAUACAUAUGAGGUCCAAUACCUUUAUUAUAUCUAGGGAAUUAACUGGUUAUCAUGCCAAAUAUGAGUUUCAUGACUUUGUACAGAACAAGUCAGUUAGUUUGAAGGAACUGUUUUAUCAGAUCAUUUUAUCCCCCAGAUCACUGGUACUGAUAACUUGUUUGACACGCAGUACAGUCUAUACAGUUUGCUAUUAAUUUCUUCUUUCGCCCAUCAAGGCAGCUGCCCAGAAACAGAGACUGUUGUGCAAGAAAAAAGGGUCACAAGAGAAAUCUAAUGAAACAGCAGCAGUCAUUAAAAUGAGCUAUAAAUUCUAUCUAGUAGAUAUAUGGCAUCAAUUUAAUUAUACUUUGUUCUGGGGGAUGCAAGAAAUAUUGAGAAAAAACUGUAAUAAUUCUCUUUAAUGUUUUUCUGAAGGAAAUUCAUUGGCAAGUGCCAUAUAAAUCUUGGAGGUGCCAGCCAGUUGGGACUCUCAGUUAUUCUUUGAGCUGCAUUUUUAGCUUUCCCUGCCAAUCAAAGGUGGGCUGAGCAAAGUUCUAGACCUUUCACCUUUCUACAUAUUUAGAAUAACUUCAAGAAGGUAAAUUUAAAAUAGUGUAUAUCACAAACUAGCCAACAAGUCAGUGGUAGUGUAUUAUUGAGUAAGAACCUCCCAAGGAUUAGCCGACAAUAUUCUGUAAUUAAAAUUAAACAAACAAACACACAUUUUGAAAUCAUCUCCUAUUGAACAGUAGACUGAGAAACAGCAGAUAAAAUAAGGUUGCUUACUGACAUUUGAGUACUUGUAUG